UAGUAUUCGGUCUUAUUAUCGAAACGCCAUUAAUUUUGUUUAACCAUUAAGCGUCAGGUCGCGAAUUACUGGUGUGUUUACUCUGUAGUGUAUUUUUGUAGUUAGUCCAAAAAACCUUGUGGUAAUUACGUUAAUUCCUCACGCUUUAUUCAAUUAUUGUUCGGAAGUCGUUUAUUCGAGUGUAACCAAAACACAAUGAGUGAUACAUAUACAAACGAAGAACUGGACGCGGCCAGAGUCGCACAUCAUUUGUCUCCAAGCAAAAUGGGACUACUCGCGCCCAGUCCUAUAGUUACCCGAAGGACAAGGACGGACUCCACAUCUGCUCUGGCUCUGAGAAAUCCGCAAGUAACAGGAAAUGUAAAAUAUUUUUGCAAGUCAAAAGGACACGGAUUUAUUACGCCUGACAACGGCGACGCCGAUAUUUUUGUGCAUAUAUCUGAUAUCGAAGGAGAAUACGUUCCAUUACCUGGAGAUCGAGUCCGCUAUCGUCUAUGCCCUGUUCCGCCAAAAUUAGAAAAAAACCAGGCUACGCAUGUAGAAAUCAUCAACUUAACACCUCAAGUACAUUUGAGGUGGGAUUCUCCAGAAACCAACUAAUCUGUCACAGGCUUAAUAUUGUAAAAUAAUAUACAUUACAUAAACACUUAACUUCCAUUAUAACUAAUACAUUCCAAUUACCACUACCUCUAUUACGUUAGGCAAUAUCCUCUAGUAGUUCUGUUGUGCGGAGUGCCGUAAUACACAAUACAUACGCAACCCAAUAAUUUAAUGUUGUUUAAUGCUAAUUAAAAAUGAAAACAUCCUGAUUUCUAAAUGUAUUGAAUUUAUGUGGUUACAAGUUUGUUUUAAAUGUAAUUUUUUUUUCUUCACAAUUAAAAAAUUGGAAAAUUAAUUUUAGAAAUAGGUCAUAUUUCCCCCUCUUUAUAUCCCUAAUAUAAAAAAAAAUAUUAAUCAUAAUAGUUAAGUUAAAAAUUAAAGUUUAGAUACUGAUAGCAAAAGACAGACUGUUGUCACAACAUUAUACCGUUUGGCUAGUCAUUAUGUUAUUACAUUUGUUCAUUUCAAAUGUUAAUUGUGAAUUUUUUUUUAAUGUUUCCUUCAUUAAAACUUGUCAUUUUUUUCAUGAUGAUAGUUUACAUGUAAAUGAAAACAUAUCAAAUUUGUUAAUUUUUACAGUUAAGAACUUUUUAAAUUACACUAUUUAGAUAGAAAAUAUAAGUAUACAAGUAUAAUAUAAAUAUAAGUAUACAAAUUUGUUUAAUUAUUAUAAAAAUGCGUAAAUAUUUGUAAAGCUUAUCAUCACUUGUUGUUUGUACUGUACUUUAAAAUUAAGAACCUUUAAAUUUAGUGUAACACGGUUAUUAUAAUGGUUUUUUAACAUUAAAUUUGUAUGUGAUGUGGCCAAUUUGUUUUUGUAAAUUAACAAUUACCGAAUUUGCUUUCAAGCAUAGUUUAAGAAUUUUGGAACAAAUUGUAUGUAAUUUAUUUUUCUACAUGAUUUCAUAGCCAAACAUUCGUUUUAAUUUACAAACCAAUUUUUAUAUACAAUUAAAAAGACAAUUAUUAUUAUUAUUAUUAUUAUUACUUAUUUAUUGUAGUUUUAAGGGUACAAAUAUUUUCAAUGUUUAAGAUGUCAAAAAAAAAAUACAUUGUGUCAUUAAUGUGAGAAAUCAUAAUUGAAGUUUAAUAAUUAGUACAGUGUGUUUUACCGUCUCAUGUCCGUGUAAUUUAAGGUGUGUUGUUUUAAAAAUAAAAUUUGUGGUUAUAACAUUUUUUUUAAAUAUUAAAAAAGAUAAAGUAUAAUAUUUGGCUUUUUAGUGUUAUUGCUUUUAUUGUAGUAU
Adelges cooleyi (spruce gall adelgid) is the source of this 1844-nucleotide messenger RNA. Its product is annotated as cold shock domain-containing protein CG9705. Gene Ontology annotation, cellular component: cytoplasm. NCBI's taxonomy places the organism in Eukaryota, Metazoa, Arthropoda, Insecta, Hemiptera, Adelgidae. The record is from RefSeq and is a predicted model, not a curated record. The transcript is spliced from 3 exons. Gene Ontology annotation, biological process: regulation of mRNA stability. The coding region runs from base 196 to 600 and encodes 134 amino acids. Gene Ontology annotation, molecular function: mRNA 3'-UTR binding.